AGUGUCAUAUUGUUAUGUGACCAUUAAUUUAAGAAUGUAUAUUUUGAACUUGAAGUAUUGUAAUUAAAACUUAUAAAAUGUUGAGUAUCAAUUAAUUUAGCAGCAGUUUAUUAAUAAUUCCAGAUAUUUAAUUCAAUUCUAGGAAUCGUAGUGUACAAAAUUUGAUUUUGCUGUUAUACAAAUUUUAGGUUAUCUAAGAAAAUGUUGAAAUUAUCUCACAUAAUUGUAACUUGUUCUAAAACUAAGAGUAGAUUACGAACAUUAGUACGAUUUAAUAAUUUUUCAUCAUCUGUCCCCACUGCCGAACUGAAAAAUAAUGGACACAAUUCAACAGAAAGUUAUAUCGGUAAUCAACAAACAUCAAAAAACCCAGUUAUAAAUUCAAAAGCUAAUAGUGCUAUGGUAGCUGCUGCAUUUGCUUCAUUACAGUCAGAGCAUCCAUUACCAGAUAUUAAAACACCAUUUACUGACGAAAGAAUUACUAAAGCUACAAGUAUUGAUGAAAUAUUAUCAAUUUCAGAAGGAACUGGUGUAUCCAGAAGGCAUGCAUUAAAAGUUGUGUCAGUAUUAGCUGAUUGGUCUACAUCAGGGAAAGUUAAAUUAGCAGAUUUUGACAGUGAUCCUCGUUUUAUAAAACUAUGUCGAAUUUUAACAAAAGGAGCUGUAAAUUCAAAAAACAGGAAUUCAGUUUCAUCGCGAAGUGAAGAUUUAUCGACUAUUCUUAGUGUAACUGCAGAUGAUGAAGCAGCAAAACUAGUUGGAAGUAUUACAUUACCGCAGAUGGUUAAAGUCAUGUCAACACUAUCUCAAAGAAAAAGAAGGUCAACUUUAUUACUUCGUGCAUUAGCUUAUAAUAUUACAGCAAGUUCAGAUCGAUUAGAUCUUAAACAAAGUAGCGACUUACUAUAUAGUAUGUCUACAUUAAAUUUUCCAGAUGAAAAUUUGUUAUCAAGAAUUGGAAAUGAUGUGUGUAUUGAUCUUGAAAGUGAUGUGAAGAAAAGUGCAGUAAUUGGAUCAAUAAUAACUAGUGUUGGAUUAUUAAAAUAUAAAAAUUCAGAUCUUUUGGACACCCUUAGUCAAUGGGUAUUAAAAAAUCAUGCAAUAUGUCGACCCCAAGAUAUUUUUAGUUUAUUUAUGACUUUAGCAGUUCUUCACUACACUCCUAAUAACUGUGAAAAGUUAUUUGAGGAAAUAAUACCUCAACUGACACCUUCUGAAGCAAGUAAACCAUUGGUUUGGUUGGACAUAGUCUGGUCGCUAAUGUUACUAAAUCAGGCAAAUCAUGAACAUAUAUCUUCUGUUUUAUCGAGCAAUUUUUUGGAUAGGCUAGAAGUUAAUCCGUUAAAUGUGUCUACACAACUGAAAUUGCUAAACAUUGACGGAGCCGCUAAGCAUUUAAUUCAAGAAUAUAAGGGACCUAGGCUGCCUACGUCAUCGCUUAUAAGAAAUGGCAAAAUUUCCUACAACAAGGAUAAAGCUGAAAUGGUGGAGGCAGUAUUGGAUUCUUUGAGGAACUUGAUACAAUCUGAAAAUCUUAUCAGGGCAAGAAUCAACUCUGGCCUCGGGUUUCUCAUAGAUGCAGAAUUUUCGUUAGAUAAAAAAUGUAACCCUGUUCUUUUAAGCCAAACAAAUUUAAACGAUGGAAUCUUGAGGAUUGCCUUAAUGGCAUACGACUAUCAUGACAUGACGAGAGGAAGAGUUGAACCAACUGGUAUAAAUGUUUUAGCACAUAAAUUAUUAGAGGCACAAGGAUAUAAAGUUAUUAUUAUACCCCACACCGAAUUUAAGCCAAGAGAUAAAUUAAUACAUAGAGUUAAAUAUAUAGAAAACAAACUUAAAGAAGCAGUAAAAUGUUAGCAUGAAGUCGUUGAUUUAUAAAGGUCAUUCGCACUUAUAAUUUAUUUCUAAUAUAUUUGUUGAUGUACAUUAAUAAAUAUUUUAUACUACUGAUGGUAGUAUCGUAUCGA
Molecule: messenger RNA, 1967 nt
Organism: Anoplophora glabripennis (Asian longhorned beetle)
Lineage: Eukaryota; Metazoa; Arthropoda; Insecta; Coleoptera; Cerambycidae
Product: protein TBRG4
Exons: 8
Coding region: 202-1857 (551 amino acids)
Biological process (GO): regulation of mitochondrial mRNA stability
Source: RefSeq, a predicted model, not a curated record